Molecule: messenger RNA, 2356 nt
Organism: Cataglyphis hispanica
Lineage: Eukaryota; Metazoa; Arthropoda; Insecta; Hymenoptera; Formicidae
Product: protein ABHD18
Exons: 9
Coding region: 313-1770 (485 amino acids)
Source: RefSeq, a predicted model, not a curated record
UCUGAGUGUCGUUCGCGCUUAUCACCUGAUGCUCCAUUUGAUGCAUUUUGAUUGGUGUUCGCGCGCAAAAUCCAUAACCGACAUCGCGAUUUCCGUGGAAUACUCACAUUUACACAUCACUCAAGCACAUUAUUAACCAUCGUUACAUAAAGGCAUUCGCGGCUGUGAAACAGUCAAAACCUGAAAAAAAAAAAAAAGAUACGUGAAUAAACCGACGUAUGCGCGUUCGUUGGAUUCUCCGCAUACGAUGCACAAAAAUAUCCGAUAAUGACGACGUAGUGGCGGAUAACUUACCCUAAUUUGUUUACCGCGAUGCCUCCGAGCCGUCUAGACGCCGUUUACAGGAGCAUAUUGCUCACGAAGUUUUUCACGAAGGGAUGGGGCAACCCUCAAAUUCUAAAAAGGAUUUUUGAAUUUAGAAAAGUCAUUUCAAAUCGAGAAGCAUGCUACAAUAUGAUACCAUUUGACUAUCCAAUAGAGAUAACAAAAGAUGAAGUAUGGUCAGAUUGUCAUAUAAUCGAAGGUCAAUUUGAAUCACCUUUUGAAAAACAUCUUCCAGGGAUAAUGCCAGAUAAAACCAAAAUGGCUUACUUUCAAGUGAUUUUACCAACCAAAUGGGGUUCCCAUAAAAUAAAACCAGUUUGUUUACAUCUUGCAGGAACAGGAGAUCAUUUUUUUUGGCGACGUAGAAAUCUUAUUGCUAAACCACUACUCAAGGAAUCUGGGAUAGCGUCAAUAUUGUUGGAAAAUCCAUUUUAUGGUCUGAGAAAGCCAGAUAAUCAAAUACGUUCUAGUUUGCAUAAUGUGUGUGACAUUUUUAUUAUGGGAGGCUGCCUGAUAAUGGAAUCAAUUGUUUUAUUGAAUUGGUGCGAACAACAAGGAUUAGGUCCAUUAGGUCUCACUGGAUUAUCAAUGGGUGGACAUAUGGCUUCUUUAGCAGCUACCAAUUGGCCGAAACCGAUAUCGUUAGUACCUUGCUUGUCAUGGUCAACUGCUUCACCUGUAUUUACAGAAGGUGUAAUGAGCGCAUCAAUAAACUGGUCACUUUUGGAAACACAAUAUUUUUCUAAUAAGAUAUAUCAGAACGAUCUCGCAAAAAUGGUGAAAAUUAUUGAUCAUGAUGAUGCUUUCUUAGCUGGCCAACAUUUUGUAAAGCAUUAUCCUGCGAGCAUGAAAAGAGUCGAUAAGUUAAGAAAAGAAUCUGAAGAAGACUAUAAAGACAAUAAUACUUUAGGUGAUAUGAAAAAUGGUACAAACUCUAUUAAUAAUAAUAGCAAUAAUAAUAUUUCUGCCAAAUAUGAAUCUAAAAAUGAGAGCAAUCAAUUGCAGCAACAAAUCGCGGAAGAAAAGGCAGCAGCCAAAAUAUUCCCUUUAAAUUUGAUUUCCAACAAAUUUAAACCAAAGGAUCCUAAUACUCUCAAAGGAGUUUGUUUGUUGCCAGUGUCGAAACAUCCACUAUUUUCAGACAACAAAUGGCGCGAGCACGAAGCGUUGCAAUUUAUGCGUGGUGUAAUGGACGAAUGUACACAUUUAAAAAAUUUCGAGAUACCUGUCGACACUGAAUUAAUUAUUGCUGUUUGCGCCAAAAACGAUGCUUAUGUACCACGAGAUCAUUGCAUGAGCCUUGAUAAAAUAUGGCCAGGAGCUGAAAUUCGUUACAUCAAUGCUGGCCAUGUUAGUGCAUAUCUUCUUCAUCAGAAAGUGUUUAGAUCCACAAUAGCUGAAUCUAUCCAACGAUCUUUGAAGAAGUAUCCUAUCGAGAUAAGUUGAUGACUUUGCAUUAUUAAUCAAUGCUUAUUGUUUUAGAGAAUUGUAUUAUUUAAAAUUUUUAAUUAGAUAACGGAAUAUUUUUUCGGAAUUUUGUGAUUGAACUUGUCUACUAUUAAAGAUUGCCAUAUCUUCUAUAAACUAUUUUUAGAUGACUGCAGAUAACAGUCUGCUAAAAGUACAAUUGUUACAAUUUAAUCAACUAUAGCAUCAACUAUUUCAUUAGAGAAUACAUAAAAGAAGAUUAUCUAUUAAUAAAUUGUUCCUAUAUGAAGCAAUAACUCAUGUGACAGCGACAUACAUUUUUCAUAUAACUGUUUAUAUAGACUUAUACACGAUCUCAAUAAAAUACAUUUUUUUGAUGUUUGUAAAUUGUAGAUAUAAUUAUUGUGUACAGCGUUAUAUAUUAUUAAGAUAAAUUGUUAUAAUUGUUAUUUUAAAUAUUUUAUAUAAUACAUAAUGAUGUGUGUCAUUGCAUGUGUAAUAUUGAUAAACGCACGAAAAUGGAAAAAGAGAGCGUGCGAUUUAUAGUGAUAAAAAUAUAUCGUAAUAUAUAAACGAAUAAAGUCUUUUACUUUGAUACUAUCUA